Messenger RNA from Pogona vitticeps (central bearded dragon), 2276 nucleotides. RefSeq names its product glycine receptor alpha 1 (gene GLRA1). Gene Ontology annotation, biological process: monoatomic ion transmembrane transport; chloride transport. Gene Ontology annotation, molecular function: extracellularly glycine-gated chloride channel activity; glycine binding; transmembrane signaling receptor activity. The record is from RefSeq and is a predicted model, not a curated record. NCBI's taxonomy places the organism in Eukaryota, Metazoa, Chordata, Lepidosauria, Squamata, Agamidae. Gene Ontology annotation, cellular component: plasma membrane; postsynaptic membrane.
GGCGACACGAUGGGACGAGGUGGAAAAUGGACCGGCUGGAGAGACGCUUACUGAGGAGAGACUUGGCUUUCUUCCUCGCUCUCUGAUCACCCUGGGAAUGCCCGUCUUAUGAAACUUGCCCAUCGCCUCCUUCCCCACUGGUGUGCGAUGGGACACCUUCCCUGCCGCAAGACUAACUUCUCGGUGGGGAAAAAAAAGAUCCCAGGAAAGCACGAAUCCGCCCUUGCUGCCCAGCGUCGAUCCCCGGGGAAGCCCCAUCGCCGGAACAAUGCAGCAGAGGCGUAAGGAGGAACGGGAUCGCAAAUGCCUUGGGAUAUAAUCGCCGAGGAAGGCACCCCAGACGUCUGAGGAGACUAGCCGUUGGGUUACUUCCUCCUCUUCCUCCUCCUCCUGCUCCGUCACCACUGCCACCAUCAUCCCCGUUUCUCCCCACAUGGCCAAUAUAUCCCCGUGGCAUUCUGCAUGGUCCAGAAACCCCGUGCCAGCUCUGGAUGCCCACUGAAAACGAUUUUUGCCUUCUCGAGAGGAAAUCCGGCCACCCCCCCGUAAGGCUCUUCUUAUACCGACACCACACAAGAGCAGCGCCGGAGUUUAAAUGCCCCUUUUUUCGCUCUCCAAGGUGCUGGAACACAGAGGGGGGGAGGCGGUGUGCUGUCCAGGGUCCUGAAAUUGCCGGCGUCUCGCGCGUCCAAGCUCAGCCGCCGCCGCCGCCUCUCUGCUCACGCCACCUCUAAACUACUCACAAAGGAUUGUAUGCACAAAUUAGCAAACGAAGUGGGGUUGAGCCAGAAGUCUCCACCAUUUUAUUUAUUCGGGUAUUUAUUUAUUUAUUUAUUUUGCUGCUAAGUGCCAAUCUCUUGCUCUCACUCGUGGACUACAAAUCCCCUCCGUCCUGAAAAAUGUGUAACCUCAAUGCACUUGGAGUCUACUUUUGGGAGACCGUAGUAUUCUUCAGCCUCGCCACGUCCAAAGAAACGGGAGCAGCAGCCCGCUCUGCUGCUAAGCUUAUGUCCCCUUCUGAUUUUCUGGAUAAGCUGAUGGGAAGGACAUCAGGAUACGAUGCCAGAAUCAGGCCCAAUUUUAAAGGCCCUCCAGUGAAUGUCAGCUGCAAUAUUUUCAUCAACAGCUUUGGGUCUAUUGCAGAAACUACAAUGGACUACAGAGUGAAUAUUUUCCUGCGGCAGCAGUGGAAUGAUCCCCGGCUGGCAUAUAAUGAGUAUCCUGAUGAUGCCCUAGACUUGGACCCAUCGAUGUUGGACUCCAUCUGGAAGCCAGAUUUGUUCUUUGCCAAUGAGAAAGGAGCUCACUUCCACGAGAUCACAACAGAUAACAAACUCUUGCGUAUCUCGAAAAAUGGUGAUGUCCUGUACAGUAUCAGGAUCACCUUGACAUUGGCCUGCCCCAUGGACCUGAAGAAUUUCCCCAUGGAUGUCCAGACGUGUAUCAUGCAGCUAGAGAGCUUUGGCUACACAAUGAACGAUCUGAUAUUUAAGUGGCAGAAGAGUGGUGCUGUGCAGGUUGCUGAUGACUUAACUUUGCCCCAGUUCAUCCUGAAGGAAGAAAAAGAUUUGCGUGAUUGCACUAAAAAGUACAACACAGGCAUGUUCACCUGUAUAGAAGCCCGUUUCCACCUGGAGCGACAGAUGGGCUAUUACCUGAUCCAGAUGUACAUCCCCAGUUUGCUCAUUGUGAUUCUCUCCUGGAUCUCCUUCUGGAUCAACAUGGAUGCUGCCCCUGCUCGAGUUGGUCUGGGUAUCACUACUGUGCUCACUAUGACCACACAAAGCUCUGGUUCUCGAGCAUCUUUGCCAAAGGUGUCCUAUGUUAAGGCCAUUGACAUCUGGAUGGCUGUGUGCUUGCUGUUUGUGUUCUCAGCUCUUCUAGAGUAUGCUGCUGUCAACUUCGUGUCCCGGCAGCACAAAGAGCUACUCAGGUUCAGAAGAAGAAGGCGGCACCACAAGAGCCCUAUGUUUAAUAUAUUUCAGGAAGAUGACACCGGAGAAGGCAGAUUCAACUUUUCAGCCUAUGGGAUGGGACCAGCUUGCCUGCAAGCCAAGGAUGGCAUCUCUGUCAAAGGACCCAACAACAACAACACCGUCAACCCACCGCCCCCGCCUUCCAAGUCUCCUGAUGAAAUGCGCAAGCUUUUUGUCCAACGAGCCAAGAAGAUAGACAAGAUUUCACGGAUUGGCUUUCCCAUGGCUUUCCUCAUUUUCAAUAUUUUCUAUUGGAUCAUCUACAAGAUUGUCCGAAGGGAAGACGUACACAAGCCAUGA